UAAAUAUGUCAGGAACGAUUCAAAACAAUAAGUUAGGUGACAUACAGCACCAGUGACUUGAAAACCCAGCAAUUACCUUGUGGAACGCGCGCGGCCACACCGAAGCGCGGGCUCACUAAACGCUUCGGCAUUUUCGCACAUCGGCACUACGUUCACGUUAAUUGCAGCGGCAUCAUUUUUGCUUGAUUUUGAAGGAUUUUUUUUGGUGAAAAAAGAGACAAAAGCGCUUGGCUUGGUGCGCCCAAUGGGUUAUAUGUUCCCUUCGCUAGGCAACCGAUGAGUUUAUCACAUUUUUCGUGACUAACUUUUGCGAAACGCGGCGCAGUUCACAUAUUGCACAUCGAGCGACGCACAUGAGAAGUGAAACAUGGAGGACAUAGAAUAUCUAGACGAGUACAAAGACUUGGUGCUGCCAGGGAUCAAAUCAGGUGCUCCACCAGCUAACUCUGCCGGCGGCUCGCGGCAGCGUCGCAUUUCGUCAGACUCGAGCAACUCGUCGUCGAUUGAUGCGGACAUUUUCCAGAAGCUGUUCCCCGGCAAGUACCUAGACGACGAGUUGUUCAAUGAGGGUUCAGGCUCAAAGCCCCAGGACAGGCGUCGCCGGUCCCCGUCACCCUUCUCCUCCAGCGACGAAUCCAACGAUGCCCUUGAAGCGCUUUUUAGCCGGAAGAGCAGCAAAUCCAAGCCGAUUAGGAGGCGCGAGCGCUACGAGUCCUUCGAUUCUGUGGAUGACCUGGGCGAAGCCCUAAUGCGUCCCUCGCAGAGGUCGACUGUACCCAAGCCCAGUACCUCCCAGGCAGGUGCCAGAAAAUCCCUCGGCGAAGCCCCACAUAAAAGCCACAGCAGCAGCAGUAGCAGCAAUUUUGCCAGGAAGUCACUGGCUCCUCCCUCAGCCAAAACUGCUGGUAAUCGUAGCCCAAAUGCUGGGAGCAGAAAUUCCACCUCUGCAGCAACCAAGUCGUCAGGAUCUAUAAAUGGCAGUAGUCUGGCAUCCGCCAAAAAUAAGACAGUUACCAUCAUAAAGGCCCAGAAAACAGAUCUGACGCCUCCGCAGCACGAGCCAAAAACAGAUCCCUUAACCUUGGGAGGUUUAUAUAGUGACUCAGACAGCGAUUCGUCCUACGAAUACGAAUCAGACUUUUAUGGCGAUCGCGACUCGGAGGACGAGGAUGCCGAACCGGUGAUCGAUAUUUCAACGGACACAAGCAGGACCACAUCGGUGGCGGACACUGUGACACCUGUUGUUUCCGACGACGAGGGCCAGGAGCCGCAGAUGGAGCAGAAUACGCGUCCUGAGAGUGAUCAGGACUCUGUUUUGAACUGCGUCUAUGAGCGCCUGCAGUUGUACUUGAGUAAUCUCAGUUGCGCCGAGGCGCCGCCAAUCUAUAAGAAACAGAAUAGCGCUAGGAAAUCCCGCUCCAACGAAAAAAAACCCUCUUCCUCCGAACAGGUUAAGCAUGCUAAUAAGCGAUCAGCGGCCAGUGACAAGGAGGAGGCGGAGGAAAUGGAGCGGGAUCUAGAGCUGGAGCCACCAGAGGCCAGCAGCAGUGCCAAAUCCUCGGCCAGUAAGGCCAGCGCCAGUCGAAAGCUGUACGACGUGGAUGACAAUGUCACGCUUGAGGCGGUGGAGCGCAUGAGCCUUGACCUGGCCGAGCAGAUAUUGGAGAUCGAAGUGGAGCGCUCGUACGAGUUCGAAAAGCGAUCUGGAUCAAAGCCGCGCAGCAGAUCAAGAUCCAAGAUCCCAGCGGAUUCGGACAAGAGCCACGUGCGCAAGCUCACGUACUCCAGCGAACGACUGGAUAACCCUGAACCUUCGGGGACCAAGCUGCGGCGGUCGAAGAGCGAGUCUUUCCCUAAGCAAGGACGCUCUCGGAGCCAAAAGCAGCGUAAAAGUAGAGCUGCCACAACGGAGGAAACGACUCUUAACGCCCGUGAAGGGGAAGAACUUUCGGUCAAAAAGAAACGCGGAAGGCCUCGUAAAAAUGUUCCAAAAGAGGAGACGCCAAAGGACGGGGCUGCUGAAAGUCCAACCGAAAGCUUGGAAAAAGAUAUUCCUCUCUCAACGGAAGCGAGCGAAGCAGAACCGACAAAGGAGAAGGUCAAUUUGGAAGAAGCACUAGAGCAGGAUGAAUUAAACACAGAGUUAGACAAAGCCAAAGAGUUUACAGGAUUUGAAAACUUACCCCAGAAUGAUACUAACACUAAAACGGAUCUCAAAAGUGCCCCGGACUUGGAUGUUCAGCUGGAUGAAGAGCCUGCUGGGAAUAAGGACAAAGAACCGCUUCCUACACUUGACACAUCUACCGAUACAUUUGAUACCGCUCAGGAUCACGGCGAAACUAGCGAAAGCCUAAAUGAAUUGGAAGAUAAAGAUUUAAUUUCACGAAAAGAGGAUACUCAGAAGGACUCUGCCAUUAAAAAUAUAGAGCACUGCAAUGAUGAUGUAAUAAAGGAAAUUACUAAUAUACAAAAUGCAAUUGAAGAUACUGAAGCAGUUGAACUACCAGCUGUACUUGCAAGUGCUAAUAUAAAGGCAGUGGAGGCCUCUGGAAACAUACUUGAGGAAAGCGAUUCCCAGCUGGCUGAGGACAUAAAAUUGGCUGAAGAGAUCUUGGCAGCUGAAGCUGGAAAAGGAGUUGAAGUAAAUGAGGUAUCAGUCGCAUCAGUAGAGGGAGCACAAAAUCCUGUAAUCGAUAUUGUCAAAGAGCUGGAGCUGGAAACCAUUUCAGAAGCCGUAUCAAUACCAAAAACACACAGCCAGAUGGACGAAAUUUUACCGGUCGAAGAACAAACUAUAUCUGAUGAACAAAGUCCAGAGGAGAAACAGACUUCAGUUGAUAAACAGCCUCCGGUUAAGAAACAGACUUCAGAUGAUAAACAGACUUCAGUUGCAGAACUAACUCCUACUGAGGAUGAACAACCUGAUGAGAACCAAUCUUCUACUCCUGUGGAUGAGAAGCAUUCUGAACCCAAAGAGGAAUCGCCUACCGCGAAAGAGCAAAAACCUGACGAGGAGCAAGACCAAGCUCCUACGGAUGAGCCAUUGCAAUCAUCUGAAGUUCCUCCAAGCCUAGUUUCUCCAACUAAGAAACAAAACCCCUCUUCGCCAGCUAACACGCCCAUUAAAUCGAGAGAGCUCGAAGCUCUGGAAAAUUCCGUUGUAAGAAGAGCACUUAGGUCAGAUAAGGUAACUCCUCAGAAGCAACGGGUAGGUCGAUCCAAGAUAAUUCGGAGAAAAGAUCUUGCUCUACUUGUGGAUGAGUCAUCGAGACGAAGCAGUCCAAGACUUGGAAAAUCGCCAGGAGAAAGCCAUUCCUCACAAGAACGCUCUCCGGCGGAAAGAAAAGUGACAACUUCCAAGUUGGCCAUAGAAAAGAAAACUGCAGAAAAGAAGGAGGUGGUAGAGGGAAAAUCCCAUCCAGCUGAGACUGUAAAUGAAAAGGCUGUAAAGGAUGCUAAUAUAACUGAAGACAAUCUAGUUGCAGAUACUUCCCAACUGGUAGAAGACAAACAAAGCUCUAGUGAGACUGAAAUGAAGAAGGCAAAGGGUAGGCAACUAAAGUCGAAAAAAUCCAGAAGAACCCAUGGAGUAGAAAGUAAAGGAGCAACUGCCGAUGUAAGCGAUGAGAUUCCUUCUACUUCAAAACGUGCUGAAGAAUAUUCAACUUCAAGCGAGUCAGAGCAAAAAGACGAAAGGGAAAAUUUAUCACCUCCAGAACCCGCAGAAGAUGAUACCAAAUCGGAUUUAGAACCGCCCAAAGCGCGAGAAACUGAUACGGUAAAGGUUAAAGAAAAACCCUCCAAUCGCAGAAAAUCCCGAAAAGAAAAGGAAAAAGGCAAACCUGAUAGCGAUACGCCUUCUGACCAUGUUGACGCAAAAAGUGACGAGAAUCCAUCUAGAACUGUCGCUGAUAAAGAAGAGCGAGCUUCUGGCAGAUUGAGUCGAAGAGACAAGGCGAUAAAUGAGGCGGCCAAAUCCCUGCACGACGAAAUUCUAUCUGCCAAAUCUGAGGCUACUGGAAGAAGAGUUGUUUCAAAAGAGAAGCUUUCCAAAAAAGAUCUGGCCGAAGAACAGUCUAAAAGGUCAUUAGAAGCCAGUAAGGAAAAGAAGGCAAAAUCAAAAAUCGAGACGAAAACCAUUGAAAUAUGUAUGAAAGAAAGUGACAGUGACAAGCAAAUCAAUGAAAGUGACAAGCAAACCAAUGAAAGUGACAAGCAAACAAAUGACAGUACAAGUCAAAAGGAAUCAGAUCCUGAGACACUAUCUUCACAAGCCACAUCAAAGCAAAAUAUGCAAGAGCCGGAGAUUAAAUUGGACACAAUAAAAGACGUUCCGUCGGACGCAGAAUUGGUUCCAAUAGCAAAAGACUCUGCACAUGAUUUCGCUAGUGAGAGUGAUGAUAAAAAACCCAAUGAGAAAAUUGACAAGUCUGAUCAAGAGGAGCAAUCAGAGUUAACGGAAAGCGAUACCCCUUCAUCUUCGGAAUGUGCUACAGUCGUACAGGACUCUGAACCAAUUUUAAAGGACUCUUCACAGGAUUCAAUCGAGUCCAAUGUUUUAAAAGUAAAGCCCAAGAAUAAGGGUAAAAGGGAAGAUAGGAAACUCAAUAAAAGCAUUGCCGAUUUUAAUAAGGAAAAGGAUUCGCAGCAGAGUACGGAAACGGUUCAACCAACAUCUUCUGCGUCGGAUGCUCCCGUUGAAAAAACGGAAAAAUUAAAGGAAAAUCCAAAAGUCUCUGGUAUAGAAAGUGGAAGGAUAAGAAAACGUAGGCAGGCAGUAACCAUUGAGGAUCCUGAAGAUACUGAGCUUAACGAAAAAGAUAAUCCUACCGUUUCUAGUCAACAGGGGCUUUUUGAGCCUGAACCUCAUUUUCAGAUUGGAAAAACACCAACAAAAACAUCCCUAAUGAGUUCGUCCUUAGAAGGUUCGGAAAAUAUGCCGAAACCGGACGAGCUGGAAACAACAUCUGAAGAACAACUUAAAAGCAAACCUGACCCAGAUCCAAGCGAAAUUCCAGCCGAAACUUAUACAGAAAGUCCGGUGACCAUUCUCCCGAGUACCUCAACGGAGAAAUCUCAAUUAGUUUUACCUACCACUCCGACAACAAGCAGCCAUCGAAACAAAAAGACCUUCAGUACAAAUAAAAGAUCUUCAAAAUCCAAACGUCGUGCUCCGAAAGUGGCUAGGAAGCCUGAUAACACUCAUGAGGAUAGUCCUAGCUUAGGUUCUGAAUCCUUGACCUCUACAAACCAAAAAGAACUGAGUACUCCAAAAGUCUCCUGUCGCAAGCUUCGCGUUCUGAUAAAAAGAACUCCCACUUCUAAUCUGCCAAAAAGCAAGAAAUCGUCCGUCCUGAAGAAAACUCAAUUUAAAACCAAACAAUUGAAGAAAAUUAUUGAGGAUAUCGAAGAAACUCCUCUUUCAGGGCAAGGGGAUAAUGAGACGGAAAUCACCGAAUCAAAUCCUGUGUCAGAUCCUGUUCAAAAAACUGUUCCCGUUCCAGAAACUACGCAAAUUCUAAAUAUUGAAGUUCCUAAAGAAACAAACGAGGAAGCGAAUAACGCCCCUGAGAAUGAACUUAGAGAUAAUCUAGAAGCAGAUCAGGACCAAGACUCUGAAAUUAAGGUUGCCGAUGGUGAGGAACCCAUCACAGAAGAAUCCAAUGGGGUCGUCCCAACAAAUGAGCCAACAGAGACUGCUCAUGUUGUACAGGAAUCCAAGAAUGAGGAAUUUAAUUCAUCAAGUGAAGAGGGGGAUAUCCCAAAAGAGGAACCACCCGAAGUGGACGUUGCAAGUGAUGAAUCACUAAAAGAUGAAAAUCAAGAAGAGGCACAACAAGACCUAGAACCUGAUGAUGAAGUCUUGCCUGAGGAAUCAUGUCCCGCAGUGGAGGACAUUGAAGCCAAGGAGUUCUCUAACUUUGAAUCGGUUGAAUCGCAACCGGAAACUGAUGUUACGGAUGAUGAAGAACCCGCUCAAAGCCCAAUCCCAGACUCAACGGAAACAACAAGUGUCACAGACGAACCCGAAGCCAGCACGUCCAGCGUGGUAAAGCGCAGCUUGCGCAAGCGGGAAGCGGAUUCCUCACAGCCAGAUGAAGCUGCUAAGCGAAAACUACGCCAAGAAAUGGAGAAGUCAGCAACUGACAGACGUGAGGUUCUUAAAACAGUUCGCCGUCGAAAUCUAGUGGAGGAAGAAGAGCGACCUGCCCUUAAACGCUCCAAAGUUGACAAUCAAAUCAAAACCAAUUCAAAGGCCAAAUUCAUCUCUAUUAUUGGUAAUGAGACCAUUAUGUCAUCCACGAAGCCGCCGGUUAAGGAAGCAAGAAGCGAACCGGUCAAGACAUCUUCAGCUGUAAGAAAGUCGGCGGUAAAGGAUUCAAAACACAUUGAGAUCACCAAGCACGUCAUACUAACCCCACCUACGAGAAAGCCGUUGAAGUCUAGUAGUCCUACUCCGACAGUCAAAAAGCCAUUGGUGCAGACCCUGCUGAGUUCCACUCUUAGUCUACAUAAACCCUCGUUGGGAGAAGAUGGUUCUCCUGUGACAACCAAGAAGUCUAUGAGCAAAUCGGAAGCCACAGAAAACAAGCCCGUCGAUCAGCCAGUACUCAGCAGCUCCAUUGUGGUGACCAAGAAAUCCUUGCCACCCAGUAAGACAACUGAAUCUCCAAAGAAGGAAGUAACGUCGGCUGUUCCAAGAAAGGUUAACAUAUCGGUUUCAGUGGUCCCUUCAAACGAAAAUCCAGCAGAGUCUUCUAACGCUACUGCUGCCACUCCCGAAACGUCACCAGUUUUGCCGCGAAAGAAACAGAUUGAAUCACUGAAAUCGUCGAAAAAAUUGGAGGCCAAUAAGAAAGCGGAGGUCAAAAAGAAGGCACUAUCACAAGGCUCUCAAAAUAAAUCCCUAAAGUCGGAGGAAUCUGCAGAACCAUUAAAGAAAUUGGCUUCUGCGCGAAAAGCACUUCCUGAAUCAGAAGCCCCAGAGAAAGCUGUAAGCAGGGCUACAGAAGGAUCUGUGUCAGAAUUCAGUAGCCGUAAAUCUCUCCCUCAAGUGGAUCGCUCCAAGAAAACCGCAGCCAGGAAAUCUGCAGGAGCUUCUUUAACUGCAACUGCUCGGGAACUACUUCCUGAACCAGAUGUCCCGAUGAAAGUUGAAGCUAGAAAAUCUGAAGGAGCUUCUUUGUCUGCAAAUGUUCGAAAAUUUUUUCUACAAAAAGGUGUUUCGAAGAAAACCGAAGCCCGGCAAUUGGAUGCUCCUCCUAAAAUUGCGUCGAACGAGGAAAUUGACAAGGCAGCCAAAGCCGAGGCAACAGGGCCAGUGGCCCGAGGUCGCGGCUCCUCCAAGAAAACUAAAUCCGAUCAGCGUAAGGCGAAACCCAAGCCAGAGUUUCCUUCCUCGGAGGCUGAAACUGCAUCUGAAUCGAGGGAUUCUUCUCGCGAUGACAGUGCGCGCGCAUCACGCUUGGAUAAAUAUGAUAAACCCGUGACAGUGCCCACACGCCAAUUUACCCUAAUUAAGUCGGUUCACAUGACACGAGCUGCCAGCACCAACAGAUCAUUGGCUCCGACGCCAACUCCUGUGCAGCCAAAUGCUUCCAAGGAGCUCUUUACGCCUGCUUCGGACCAAAAAUCACCGAUGAUGGAAUCCCAGACCUUCAGAAAGACUUUAAAGGGUCGUGGACGUGGUGGUCAAAAGGCCCAACGCGCUAUGAAAAGAAAGGCAGAAGAAGCUGCAGACGCUAAUGAAAUGGCCAAUUUUAAGCGACCCAGGGACGAAGAUCUCCCUCAGCAAAAUGAUCCUAGCCAGGAGACUGGAUUUGUUGCUUUUCCAGUGAAAAUAAGGGAUGUCGGUUUGCCUACGGUUGAUCCUCUAGCAGUUUCCCCAACGGCUAAACCAAGUCAGCAGAAAUCUAAGCUAAGAAAGGUUCGCGUUAAAAUCAACCGACGCGUCUUUAACAAAUGGCUUCGGGACAACAAGAACCGCGAGAAACAAGAAGCCUUUAAAAAAUUACCAUCACCACCACCAGCGACCUCGGAAACAGAUUCUGCGGGCGAGUCAAUGUUGCAGCCCCAAGAAGAACCGGUGACGGGUCUUAGGCCAUUACCUGUAUCCCAGCGCGAUGCUUGCUCAGAUCGGGCGCCAGGAUUGCCAGUAAAAAAAAUCACAACUGAGCUAGCCCCAACGGCAAUUCCAUCCGCUUCCGCAAAAGCCCAGAACGUAGCCCCGCCACCUAGACCAACCGUGAAAAAAACAGCUAUUUAUCCGCUGACUGAUAAACAUCUUCCCGACGGGGAAACGUUGGAAGGCAAUGCCAAGAAACUGGCGGAUCAGCGAAGGGUGCAAAUGUUUCACGCCAAGACAAUGCCACUUCCUGUCCCAAUUCCAGAGGUGAAAGCAGAGCCAGAAGAUGAUCCUCCGGAGGUCAUGGGAGAGGAUUCACUUAUUGUGCCAUUGCCAGUGGUUACUGCAGCGCCAGUAACACCGCAACCACUUUCGAUGGUUGAGGACAGUGGCCAAAACACUACUCAAGUCAACAAUGUGGUGGCUUCCACCUCCUCUGGCGCGAGUGUAUCCCAUUUGAUUCCUUCGGCCAGUGUGCCUGGUAAUCCCAAUUCCAUUGGCCAGACCAAGAUGUUCUCCUUCCUCUACCCAAUGCGCUACAAGCGAUGUUACAACAACGUGGGUCUGGACUUCUGCUGUCCAAAUCUGGAUGGACCAAUGCGAGCUAUUGAUUUCACGCGCUUGCACUCGACCGCUGAGGUACCGGUGUUGGAGAUUCCGCAGUUUCUGGUUAUCACCACAAAGUUCAUUUCCAAGGCGGAUAAGAAUAUUCCGAGUAAGGUGCGGGCUAAAUUGGAAACGCUGGGAAAAGCGAAGGGACGGGAACUCAGUAAACCAACUGUUACGGCUCCUACGCCCGCUACAGCUUUUCCACCAACUACCGCUCUUGUUGCUGCUCCUUCUCUUGACCCACCGAAUCCAUCCAAAUUCACUUCCGCUGUUUCCGCAGUAGCUUCAACUUCCCAGCCGCCUUCAACGACCUUAGAUUCUCUGGCCAAACAGUUGCCACGUGGCACGACGCUGACCCCAAAAGUUUUGCCAGCAGGGGCUGAAGUUCCGGCACCAGCCAGAUCCUCGAUGGUAACUAAUCCGCCACCGUCACUCAUCCAAUUGCCAGCGAUUUGCCCUACGGACAAACAGCGCGUGGAUCUGCAAGCAAAGGUUCAAGCCUUCGACCUGGUUCUCCAGAUUCUCAGCCGGCGGGUAGCCACCUUAACAGUGACCGAGAGACAGCGUACCAUCGAGGAGAUCGUGAGGAGCAGCUCGCUGAUGGCCAUCGAUGUAGAUGUCGGUACCAAGCUAUUGGAGAACUACGUGCACUACUUGAACGAGGCAACCGGCCCGAGUACGCUCUUGCCGCAGACCGAAAUCAACCCAGUGGUUACAAACUCGACUUCCACCGCUGCUAAUCUACCAAAAUCUAUCGCCACUACUAGCUCUACACUUUCCAAAAGUAUUGUGAGCUCCACCACCGCCACCGCCCCCUCCGUUACGCCAACUCAGGGGGCAAAGAAAACCGUGCAGCAUGUUCAACCGCGCAGCUCCCUACCCACCAGUAUUCCCCUGUACGAUGAGCACAAGAACAUCAUCGGCUUUCAGUGUCCCUCAAAAGGGAGAGGCAUACCACCGUCUGUGACACGAAAGGUCGCUCCAGCUGCCACCAGCACGCCUGUAAGGCCAUCCACAUCCUCAACUGCAGGGGUAGCAAAGGUGGAAUUGAGGUCCACGCAGGGAGGAAGGAAAAGUGUUGGAGGAAAAACAAUCCAGACUGUUAGUGUCAACACGACUAUGUCAGGGAACAAGCCAGCACCAGCAAAAAUAGUCGUCAGGAAGAAACCAGUGGCAUUGAGCACCGUAACAUCGAUUAAUCCUCCGGUAUCUGUGCAGAGACCCGUGCUAUGCAAGAAGAAAACCACGCCGAUAAGAACGGCCACUCAGACCAAGACCGCACCAACACCCGAUGCAACUGCAUCUACAUCGGAAGCUCCAACAAAACCAAAAGCGACUCCCAGCACAGUACCAGAUGCCGCUCCACUUGUAGCCACCGCCGGAAUGAGUCUCAGUAGCACCUCCAAUCCGAAUGUGUUUAUCAUCAACCAGGUCUCGCAGCCGGAGGAAAGCAUCCUGCCCGACUCAAACAAUGUCGUGGAGCCCAUGGAUGCGGAGAUCAAGGGCGAACUGGACGACUCUUCGGAGGCUAUCAUCUAGCGGAGUAAAGACUAUAAACCAGAUGGAAAGUAUUCUAAGUUACUUUAACACAGUUAAUUAAGAAGAGUUAAUUAUUUCGUUGAACGCAAGAACAGAAUUAUGUAAUUCUACUAAGAAGAAUUUGUUAAAACUAUCGACCAACCGGUAAUUUUUCUGAGAAUAAAUGGAUAAAAAAUGUAAA
Messenger RNA from Drosophila subpulchrella, 10454 nucleotides. It is a transcript of the gene Su(var)2-HP2, whose product is annotated as microtubule-associated protein futsch. The record is from RefSeq and is a predicted model, not a curated record. Bases 368 to 10273 code for a protein of 3301 amino acids. The transcript is spliced from 9 exons. Lineage: Eukaryota; Metazoa; Arthropoda; Insecta; Diptera; Drosophilidae.